This is a messenger RNA of Oenanthe melanoleuca, 4178 nucleotides long. RefSeq names its product protein tyrosine phosphatase non-receptor type 9 (gene PTPN9). Bases 1190 to 2932 code for a protein of 580 amino acids. Gene Ontology annotation, biological process: protein dephosphorylation. Gene Ontology annotation, molecular function: protein tyrosine phosphatase activity. The transcript is spliced from 13 exons. The record is from RefSeq and is a predicted model, not a curated record. Lineage: Eukaryota; Metazoa; Chordata; Aves; Passeriformes; Muscicapidae.
GUCAAACGGAAGUCGCAGGGGCCAGCACUGUUCGGUGUUUGCUGGGUGCGAUCCCACUCCCAGCUGGAACGGGCAGCAGCUCCGCUGGAGGGGUCAUCCCACCGGGAGCUGAAAUUGGGCCUGGGGCAGGAGAGCUGAGCGGGCAGCUCGACCUGGAGACGUUGCCUGGGGCGCUGGCGGACAGAGCCGGCCUGGAGCUCUCAUCCAGCCGGGGCUCAGCCCCUUCCCUCUGCCCUACUUCCAUUUUCUCCCAGUUAGGUGCACAGGCUCCGGCUGCAGGCACGCUGCCAACACAGUGCUCCUCGGCUGAACAAAAUGUCCCCUUGUCCCAGGGCCCGGCUUUUCGGAGCGACCGCUGCUGUGCUUCCCCGGGAUCCCCGCUCCUUCCCGGAGGAGCUUCGGGACUCUUCAUCCAGGCGCUGACACCUGCACUCAGCUGGGAAAUGCAAUUUAGGGAUCGUGGAGGAGGGAGUGGAAACAGACGCCUGGAAACCCCGGACUUCUGCUCAUGGGGGGAAGGCUGCGCGGCUGGAAUCCCGGCAAGGGAGAAUGCUGUGCCGGGAAUUUCAUCCAGUUAACAGCAAGGGAGGAUGCGGCUGCCGGGAAUUUCAUCCAGCACCAGCGAAGGGAGGAGGAUGCUGCCACCAUUUUAGCGGCGGCGCUCCCGCCCGCCGCGGCCGGAACCGGGGCUGGAGGAGCCGGCGCGGAGCUCGGGGGUGCCCGGGCCCCUCCGGCCCCAUCCCGGCCGCUGUCCCCCGCUCGCCCCCCCGCCGGGGAGCGCUUCCUGUCCCCCGCCCGCCCCGCGGGGUCGGCGGAGCCGCGGGGAGGGGACGGGAGGAGGGACCGGGGGCUGCGGGCGCUUCCUGCCGCCGCCCCCGCCGGGGCAGAGCGGAGCGGGGCGGGAGCUCGGCUCGGCCCGGCCCAGCCGAGCGGCGCUCCCGGGCCGAGCCAAACUUCCCGGGGGGCUCGCACAUACGCACGCACACAUACAUAUAUACAUAGAUAUUUAAUUUUUAUAUAUUUUUUUUAAUUUUAAUUUCCUCCGCACUUUCGGCGGGGCCCCCGGGGCGGAGCCGCCCUCGCCGCCGGGAGGGGCCGGUGCCCGCAGCGCCGGGGAUGGGCUCCGCCGGGGCGCCCUCCGCCUAGAGCAGCCCGGCUCGGCUCGGCCCGGCCCGGCCCGGCGCGCAGCAUGGCCGCGGAGCUCACCGCCGAGGAGGAGCAGGCAACCAAGCAGUUCCUGGAGGAGAUCAACAAGUGGACAGGCCAGUACAAUGUGUCCCCUCUCUCCUGGAAUGUGGCUGUCAAGUUCCUCAUGGCCCGCAAGUUCGACGUCCUGCGGGCCAUCGAGCUCUUCCACUCCUACAGGGAAACGCGGCUGAAGGAGGGAAUUGUGAAGCUGAAGCCGCACGAGGAGCCGCUGCGCUCGGAGCUGCUCAGCGGCAAGUUCACCAUUCUGAGCGUGCGGGACCCCUCGGGAGCCUCCAUCGCCCUGUUCACAGCCAAGCUGCACCACCCCAGCAAGAGCGUGCAGCACGUGGUGCUCCAGGCACUCUUCUACCUGCUGGACCGAGCUGUGGAGAGCUUUGAGACGCAGAGGAAUGGGCUGGUGUUCAUCUAUGACAUGGCGGGGUCACAGUACACCAACUUCGAGCUGGACCUCAGCAAGAAGAUCCUCAAUCUGCUCAAGGGUGCCUUCCCAGCCCGGCUCAAGAAGGUUUUCAUCGUGGGAGCGCCCAUGUGGUUCCGUGUGCCCUACUCCAUCAUCAGCCUGCUGCUGAAGGAGAAGCUGCGGGAGCGGGUGCAGAUGGUGAAGAUGUCGGAGCUGAAGGAGCACCUGCCCCGGGAGUGCCUCCCUGAGUACCUCGGGGGGUCCCUCAAGCUGGACCCCCUGAGCUGGAAUUGCCGGUUCCUGCCCCAGCAGAACGGGCACCCCGACCCCCUGGACGAGCUCAUCCUGGUGCCGCUGGCGGCCCCCAAAGAUAACGGCUCCGUCCACGUCCCCGGGCCCCGCUCUGUCACCCUCCAGGAGCUGCUGGAUCACGUCAGCCACAAGCAGAAACGUGGCAUCUACGAGGAGUACGAAGACAUUCGGCGCAGGAGCCCGGCCGGCACCUUCGUCUGCUCGUUGGCGCCCUACAACCAGGACAAGAACCGGUACGGGGACGUGCCCUGCCUGGACCAAACCCGUGUCAAGCUGGCGAAGCCGUACAGCCGCCCCGAGCUGACUGACUACAUCAACGCCAGCUUCAUGGAUGGCUACAAGCAGAGGAAUGCUUACAUUGGCACUCAGGGGCCUCUGGAAAACACCUACGGUGACUUCUGGCGCAUGGUGUGGGAGCAGAACGUCCUGGUGAUCGUGAUGACAACCCGGCUGGAGGAAGGAGGCAGGAGGAAGUGUGGCCAGUACUGGCCCCUGGAAAAGGAUUUCCAGGUGUGCUUUGGGGCCCUGACCAUCACCAACCUGGGCGUAGAGAACCUCAACCAUUACAAGAAAACCAUCCUGGAGAUCCACAGCUCAGAGACCAGGGAGCGGCGGCUGGUGUCCCACUUCCAGUACCUGAGCUGGCCGGAUUACGGCGUCCCCUCCUCCGCUGCCACUCUCAUUGACUUUCUGGGGGCCGUGAAGCAGCAGCAGAGAGUGGCUGUCAGCGCCCUGGGGCCUCGCUUCAAGGGCCACCCCGGGGGACCCCCAGUCGUGGUGCACUGCAGCGCUGGCAUUGGCAGGACAGGUACCUUCUGCGCGCUGGACAUCUGCCUGUCGCAGCUGCAGGACGUGGGCACGCUGAACAUCUACCAGACGGUGCUGCGCAUGCGCACGCAGCGCGCCUUCAGCAUCCAGACCCCCGAGCAGUACCACUUCUGCUACACCGCCAUCCUGGAGCACGCCCAGCGCGAGGGGCUGCUGCAGGAGAGGAGCGCGCCGGGGCACUGAGGCCCUGAGCCCUCGGGCUGCCCGCUGCCCCAGGACUGGCUGCCGGAGCAGCUCGCUGGCAGCACUGCUGUGGAACUGUGCCUUAUUCAACCCAAACGGUGGCUGCCGCUUGCCAGCCCGGGAACGGGGCUCUCCACUCCUCCUCCCCGGCGUGUUUUGGUUUGGUUUGGUUGGCUGGGGGAGGUGGUUUGUCUUCUCUUCGAGUUGUUGGGGUUUUUUUUUGUUUUGGUUUUUUGUUCUUUUUUGUUGUUGGGACCACCUAAGAUGUACCUAGAGAGGGGCUUUGCAGAGCCCUAGGAAAUGUAUUCCCAGUCUCGGGCUGAGGAAGAGGCGCGUGCUUCGGUCUCAGCUGACGCUCCAUCUGUGUGUCUGUAUGUAUGUGUGUAUAUAAUAUACCCCACUGUGACCCCCUGGCUAUUAUAUAGAUACAUAUAUACAACCUCCCCUUUAGCAGCUCCCUGCUGUCCUGCCACCUCACUGCUGUGACCUCCCGAGCGGUGAGUUUGGUCCUGGCUCUGUCUUGUCUUCUCCCUUCCCUUAAUUUCCCCUCGUGGGCAGCGCUGGGACCCGGUACCCAUCCUGUGCCCAGACACUCGAUGGCGUCCCCCUGUUUGUUUGUCUCAUCUUUCCCACGGAGAGAGAUAGCAGCUGUGCUCCUGGGAGGUCUGGAGGAUUGGGGUGUCGGGGGGUGCUGAGCUGGCAGGCAUCCCCUGCCCCCUGGGCAGUGCUGUGGGAGUCACUAGGUACGAGGUGACGGGGCCGUGGCACCGACCGGCUCUCCAGGUUGCCCGGCUUUCCCAAGCUGCCGCUGGGAACCCGCAGGCCCAGCCCUGCCUUGAGUCAUGGGCUGGGAAAGCGCUGAGCAAGAACAAACCCCAAACCCUGGAGAGGCAACGAGCCUCUGCCCCGGCCCCAGCCCCCACCACUGCCUGGGCCUCCCCAACUUUAUACUGUAAUAAGCUCUUUGAAUGUGUAUAUUCUUAUUUUUUUAUAAUCUUGGGGGAGGGGGGCGCAGGGUUUGGGAGGUUUUGUUUUCUUUAGGGAUUUUUUUGUGUUUUGUUUUUUUUCUGUUUGUUUUUUUUUUUUUUUUUUGUAUUUAACAUUAACUUGAUCCAAGCCAGAGCCAGAAGUAUUUGUAAAUGUUCCUAUUUUGCUCUCAGAGAAGCCUUUUUGUUGUCGUUACUUUUUUGGGAGUUGUUUUGUUUUUAUUUGUAUUGAUAUAUAAAUAUACCACCAGUGACCAGUC